Thermothielavioides terrestris NRRL 8126 is the source of this 990-nucleotide messenger RNA. RefSeq lists its product as uncharacterized. The coding region runs from base 1 to 990 and encodes 329 amino acids. The transcript has a single exon. NCBI's taxonomy places the organism in Eukaryota, Fungi, Ascomycota, Sordariomycetes, Sordariales, Chaetomiaceae. The record is from RefSeq and is a predicted model, not a curated record. Gene Ontology annotation, molecular function: oxidoreductase activity.
AUGACGACCACGGGAGAGUUCUUCUAUCUCGACCCGGCUAGCAUCAGCCCCACGACCAAGCCGUGGGCCAAAGUCGACGGCGGCUCCACCUCGUCCUUCAGGCUGACCGCCCGCCAGCGCAGCGUGACAAACCUGCGCGACGCCCUGCCCGCCGCCACUCUCCCCUCCGGCCCGCUGCCGGGCGUCUUCGGCGGCGACAUCGACGUCGGCGGCUUCGCCGCCUUCCACGCACCCCUCAACUCCGACACGGCGGACCUCUUCACCACCGACGCGGCCGUGCGCGAGCGCUACUACCCGCAGGUCGAGGCGCUCCUGCGCGCCAACCUCUCCGGCUCCUCCGGUGCCGGCAAGGUCGCGCGCGUGGUGAUCUUCGACCACACCAUCCGGCGGCACGACCCGGCGGCGCCGCGGCAGCCGGUGCGCCAGGUGCACGUGGACCAGACGCCGGCGGCGGCGGCCGCGCGCGUGCGGCGGCACGUCAAGCCCGCCGCGGACGCCGAGGCGCUGCUGCAGCCCGGCCGGCGGUUCCAGAUCAUCAACGUGUGGCGGCCGAUCGGGCACGCCGCGGCGGACUUCCCGCUGGCCGUGGUGGACUGGCGCUCGGCGAAGGGGGAGGGCGACGGCGGCGAUCUGGUCCCCGUUGAUCUGCUCUACCCCGUGCGGAACAGGGCCGAGGGCGAUCCGGAUGACGAUCGGGGGAAGGAGGUGCCGCCGGACGGCGGGGAUGGUACGGAGGGGUACGAGGUCAAGGGGGAGACGUACGGGGUGCUGCCGAACGAGGCGCACCGGUUUUACUACGUCAAGGACAUGGCGCCGGACGAGGCGCUGUUCAUCAAGUGCUUCGACAGCUGGUCGCAGGGCCAGCCCGGCGGGAAGAAGGGCGUCUCUGGGUUCACGCCGCACACGGCGUUUGUGGAUCCGGCGACGCCGGCCGGGGCGAAGCCGAGGGAGAGCAUUGAGGUGCGCUGCUUGGUGUUCUAUGAUGAGUAG